AUGCAAAGUGGGGAGCAUGUCGAGGAUGACGCAGGUGCUCGACCAAGUGGAUACGUUCCCAGCGGAGCGACUGGUACCACUGCGGUCAGAGAACAGCUGGCUGUUGUGAAAAAGGAACUUGACUUCAUCUCUCAGCAGCUGAGGGGUCCAGGUGGACAAGUUCAGAGAAUAGAUCUCCAGGAAGUUGAGCGUCUAGUGAGACACCUCGAGGUCGAUCGGGGUGAGCUUGCGAAGCGCUGCCAGCGCCUGGCAGAGGAGAACCAGGACCUGAUGGAGGCUAAUCGUCAUCUAGAGGUGGACCUUGCUGAAGCUCGGCGAGAGCUAGACGAUACAAGAAGGCAACUGAAGCAUCAGCAAAUUGACCUUCAGAUGAAAGAAGGUAGCUCUGAGCGGCCAUGUGCAGAUGCAGAGCAGCCUUCCGCAGAAGAACGCCUCACACAGGAGUCCUUAGAGGCGCUCCAAGCUGCCAUGGGUGCAAGUUCUGAACCCUCCAGGCACAUGUCCAGGAGUGAGCUCAUUCGAGCACUUCGCGCAACGCAGGAAGAGCUUGCGGUGCAACGAGCUCGGAAUCAAAAGCUGGAGCAUCGCAGGAUGCUAGAUGGCCAUCGGUGUGAGGUCCUCGCAGAUGCAGCUGAGCGGCAGAGACUGGAGCUCACGGCCAUGCGGCUCGGCAAGCAGCGGAAACUUGCCGCGCAUCCUCAGACUGUGCACAAGCCCAAGAUGCUUCAUCAUUUGGCGCACACCAUGCCAGUCAGUCGCGAGGUCAAACCAUGGGCUGGAGGAGAGGCAUUCGGAGUCCCGAGAUCCAAUUCA
Symbiodinium pilosum is the source of this 813-nucleotide messenger RNA. The record is from the annotation of a GenBank genome assembly. NCBI's taxonomy places the organism in Eukaryota, Dinophyceae, Suessiales, Symbiodiniaceae.